Molecule: messenger RNA, 408 nt
Organism: Penicillium malachiteum
Lineage: Eukaryota; Fungi; Ascomycota; Eurotiomycetes; Eurotiales; Aspergillaceae
Exons: 1
Coding region: 1-408 (135 amino acids)
Source: RefSeq, a predicted model, not a curated record
AUGGUCAAAGAAGAAAACUCCCUUAUGUCUCCGCCAUCUGAGGGCGCUGCGGUUGUCCCACUUGACUCAUCCAUUCGAACUACUCCAAUCCACCCCGACCUUCCUGAAAUACAAGUCCCAGGAGCACCGUUACCAGUCUACCGUUACCAUCCACUUACCUGCCAACCAAUUGAGGAGCAAGAUGUACAUUCUGAGCUUGAACAAUUGCGGCAAGAAUUCCCAACACGCGAAACCGCUUUAAGAGCACAGGAACAAGCCGCCAAGGAAGUCAAGAGGAAAAUUGAGGAGGCCGAGAAAAAGAGAGAACACGUCCAACGAGAAAUGGACAAGAAAAAUAAGGAACGCGAUACAGAACUCAAGGUUGUUUCCAAAUUUCACCAUGUGAAGCCAUCGGACAUCCCGUCUUGA